UCCAAGCCGAAACCUUGCGCUGCAUUCCCUGCCUGUCUGCCUCUCUGCUGCGUCGGCGGUCGCAGUGGAGCUCAGCAGCCUCCCCCGCAGUCCAUCCACCAAGCGUAAAAAAAACAGCGCUAAAACCAAAUCCGCACCGCCUGCAGUGUGCUGCACCACCAGCGUCUCAAUGGGUGCCUCCUCUUCCGGGUCCCCUCCCCCUCUUACGCUUUUCUCCUCCUGCGCCCAUUGCUCUCUUCUUCCCUCCUCCGCUUUGCUUUCCAUUGCCGAGCCUCGUCCAAUUCCAUCCAUCGCAACCCAUCGCCUGGUCGGAAUCAAAAUCACGCCCAUUCGAAUUCGCAAUCUAGUCGUUUCUUGCGCUUCCAGCACUCGUGCACCGCCGUUGUUGCUGGGCAAUUAGCAUAGCUUCCAAGUCGCAACCGGAGCUUGCCUCUCGCACCCACCCCUCGUCUCCAGCAAUAGCAGCCCCUCCGAAUCCGAACGCCCAUUCCCGGUUUAAUCCACCAUCACUGCGGCCAUCGUUGAAUAAUCAUUAAUUAAAUCGUGGUAUUUUUUUCUUUUCCUCUUGGAAGAAGAGAAAAACAACAGAUCCUUUCUCUAGGCGCGAUAUUCCGUAGGACUGCCCUAUGCCUAUGCCAAGUCUUGGAUUUCUUAAGAAGAAGCGGACGAGGGACGGCAAUUCAGAUCCGUCUUCUUCCAACCCCACCAGCCCCGUCACCUCGAAGCCCUUUGAUACUUCUUCACAACCCCGAACUCUCUCUGGACUUGGUCAGGCAGGAGCCGCUGCGCCUUCCCAGUCUGGCCAGAGCCAAUCCGAUUCCAACCCAGCGGUACCUAUCGCGCAGCAACAGCAACAGCAAGCUCCUCAGCAACCGCCCAUCCAGGGACAAGAGCAGCAGCAGCAACCACCACCACAACAGCAACAGCAGAUAGACGGUCAGAUGAACCCCCAAUUUGUCCAAGGCACUGCCUAUGCUGCAGCUCCUGGAGUGCAGGACCCGCAGAAUCUCCCAACCAUCAGUAACCUCAUGAACCCUCAAAGCGAUGGCUCGGCGAACCACUACUCUACAUCACCCUACCCUGCCGUCAUGAGCAACUCCAACCCGCACACUGCCAGCGCUAGCCCAGGAACCGACCCCGAACUUCUCAAGCAACAACAGCAGCAGGCUCAUCCUGUGCCCGCCAUGCAGCCCCAGCAUCAACAACAUCUCCAGGCUGAUACCCACAUGCAACAGCAGCACCACAUGCAGCAGCAACAGAUGGCCCAAGCCCGCGUCACAAAGGGCAAAUAUUCCCUGGGCGACUUUGAAAUCUUGCGAACUCUUGGAACCGGUAGUUUUGGCCGAGUUCAUUUGGUUCAGUCUAGACACAACCAGCGAUUCUACGCCAUCAAGGUUUUGAAAAAGGCUCAGGUAGUCAAGAUGAAGCAGGUUGAGCACACUAACGACGAGCGUCGUAUGCUCAGCGAUGUCAAGCAUCCUUUCCUCGUUACCCUCUGGGGAACCUUCCAAGACUGGAAGAACCUGUACAUGGUCAUGGACUUUGUCGAAGGUGGAGAGCUCUUCUCGCUGCUCAGAAAAUCUGGCCGUUUCCCUAACCCGGUUGCUAAAUUCUAUGCUGCCGAAGCCACCUUAGCUCUCGAGUACUUGCACUCCAAGAACAUUAUUUACAGAGACUUGAAGCCGGAGAACCUGCUCCUGGACCGCCACGGCCAUCUCAAGAUUACUGACUUUGGCUUUGCCAAACUUGUGCCUGACAAGACUUGGACUCUCUGCGGCACCCCCGAUUAUCUUGCUCCAGAAGUAGUCUCAAACAAAGGUUACAACAAGUCGGUCGAUUGGUGGUCAUUAGGCAUUCUCAUCUACGAAAUGCUGUGCGGCUACACGCCAUUCUGGGACAGUGGCUCUCCUAUGAGAAUAUAUGAAAACAUCCUCAAAGGCAAAGUCAAGUACCCGGCGUACGUCAACCCCGAUGCGCAAAAUCUUUUGGAGCGCUUGAUCACGGCCGACCUCACCAAACGCCUAGGCAACUUGUAUGGAGGCCCUCAGGAUGUCAAGAACCACCCUUGGUUCGCUGAAGUCACCUGGGACCGUCUCGCGCGCAAGGAUAUUGAUGCGCCAUACACGCCACCAGUCAAGGCAGGAACAGGCGAUGCGAGCCAGUUUGACAGAUACCCCGAGGACCCCGAGAAAUACGGAGGCUCCGGUGGCCACGACGAGUUCGGCCACUUGUUUACAGACUUUUAAAAAAACACACAAAUCCACACACCGAAACGCCAUAGCCCUGGAUUCGCCCUUUUUUUUACUUUGCUUGAUGUUUUUGUUCAAUUUGGAGCUGGGAGACUAAGAUGAGCAUUCGAUGAGGUCAAUGGGAUGCGAAAUGGAUGACGAGAACUAUGCCGGAUUGGACGCUAUUCCUUUUGUUAUACUUAUGGCUGCCAUUUGGCAUCUAGUCACUUGGCCCGUCUUUUGCGCAUGUGCUAAGUGGUUGAAGCUUGUACGAGUCUGGCUCGUUGCAUUGUCCUGAAAUGAUACAAUCAGAUACUAUUCUUGUAUAGCCACAGUAGUGAUAUGAAUCAAUGCGUUAUCAGUCAAUCGCCCUACCACUGCGGUACGAACAUGUAUCUAAUUGUAUUUUCUUGUUUGAUCAAUUGACGCUGCCUUGCAAAAUAUCCGC
Molecule: messenger RNA, 2676 nt
Organism: [Torrubiella] hemipterigena
Lineage: Eukaryota; Fungi; Ascomycota; Sordariomycetes; Hypocreales; Clavicipitaceae
Source: the annotation of a GenBank genome assembly